Molecule: messenger RNA, 1962 nt
Organism: Danaus chrysippus (African queen)
Lineage: Eukaryota; Metazoa; Arthropoda; Insecta; Lepidoptera; Nymphalidae
Source: the annotation of a GenBank genome assembly
AUGGCUCGGGAAUGGUCUGGUAACGGCACCUGCUGCGGUUUGGAAGGAAAACGUAAAAAAAAAUUUGGUGGCACUUUCACCCGUUCCGUUGUGAGUAGCUAUCAGGAGGUUUACAAUCAUCAGGCGAGAAGAUUGGUGGAAGAACUGAAGGUACACGUCGGCAAACCUCCCUUUGAUUCAAUGCACUGUAUAGCUCAUAGAACUUUGGAAACAAUUUGCCAAACGGGACUUGGUUACACGGAUUUCACUGAUAAUAUUGUAACGGAAGAAUAUUAUGACGCCUUUAACAGAUCCUUAGAAUUGAUACUUUUAAGAGGUUUUAACAUCCUAUACCAUUGCGAUUGGUUAUAUCGGCUCACUUCAGGAUACGCUGAUAUGAAAAAACAAGUGGCGGUCUUAAAUAGCGUUUCGGAGACUAUAAUAAAAAAGAAACUACAACGGAGACAAAAAGAAAAAAACAACAAGAAUACUAAUGAGUUUGUACAAGAAAAGAAGCCAAGUUUUAAGUCGUUUUUGGACAUAUUAUUAGAUUUGAGCGAGAAUGAUCCUAGUCUUACUGAGUAUCAGAUCAUGUCGGAGGUGAACACUUUGAUAGUUGGGGGACAGGAGACGGUUGCAGUCACUUUAUUCUUCGCUUUCCUGAUGCUCGGCAGUCAUCCUGAUGUGGAAGAAAAACUACAUGCUGAGGUAAUUAAUAUUUUGGGUGACAAGCCUGACGUAGAUAAAGAAGAUCUCUCCCGAAUGGUGUACUGUGAAGCAGUGAUUUUUGAAACAUUACGUAUGUUCCCACCCAUACCCACGGUCCUGCGGUAUGCUGAUCGGGACCUCAAACUUGAUUCCUACACCAUUCCACGAGGAACGACUGUGGUUCUCAACGCGUGGGGUUCAGGACGGUCGGAGAGUUUGUGGGGGAACCAGGCGUCUUCUUUCAGACCAGAAAGGUGGUUAUAUGGAGAACCCUGCAUGUCCUCAUGUCUUGCAUUCAGCGUGGGUCGGCGGUCUUGUAUAGAAACGGGACUUGGUUACACGGAUUUCACUGAUAAUAUUGUAACGCAAGAAUAUUAUGACGCCUUUAACAGAUCCUUAGAAUUGAUACUAUUAAGAGGUUUUAACAUCCUAUACCAUUGCGAUUGGUUAUAUCGGCGCACUUCAGGAUACGCUGAUAUGAAAAAGCAAGUGGCGGUCUUAAAUAGCGUUUCGGAGACUAUAAUAAAAAAGAAACUACAACGGAGACAAAAAGAAAAAAACAACAAGAAUACUAAUGAGUUUGUACAAGAAAAGAAGCCAAGUUUUAAGUCGUUUUUGGACAUAUUAUUAGAUUUGAGCGAGAAUGAUCCUAGUCUUACUGAGUAUCAGAUCAUGUCGGAGGUGAACACUUUGAUAGUUGGGGGACAGGAGACGGUUGCAGUCACUUUAUUCUUCGCGUUUCUGAUGCUCGGCAGUCAUCCUGAUGUGGAAGAAAAACUACAUGCUGAGGUAAUUAAUAUUUUGGGUGACAAGCCUGACGUGGAUAAAGAAGAUCUCUCCCGAAUGGUGUACUGUGAAGCAGUGAUUUUUGAAACAUUACGUAUGUUCCCACCCAUACCCACGGUCCUGCGGUAUGCUGAUCGGGACCUCAAACUUGAUUCCUACACCAUUCCACGAGGAACGACUGUGGUUCUCAACGCGUGGGGUUCAGGACGGUCGGAGAGUUUGUGGGGGAGCCAGGCGUCUUCUUUCAGACCAGAAAGGUGGUUAUAUGGAGAACCCUGCAUGACCUCGUGUCUUGCAUUCAGCGUGGGUCGGCGCUCAUGUAUAGGUAGGACCUACGCUAACGCCAUCUUGAAGACGAUGCUGGCUCACUGUGUUAGAAGAUUUAGGUUUCAUUCAGAUACUAAAAAAUUAAAAAUAAAAAUGGAUCUAGUUCUGCGUCCCAUUAGCGGUCAUCUCUUAGAGGUGGAACUAAGAAAUGAUUCUCGUUAG